AUGUCUGAUGACGAUGGGAUCCCGGAGUGCGGGUACUGCUACGAUGACCAGGGUUUGUGCGAUAGGUUUCGUCACCUGCGAAAUGAUAGAUUUUUCACCGUGAAGCUGGAAGAGACCUUUGAUGUUUGUACGUACAUCUCGUGCCAUGCUAGACCAUAUGUAUUGGAGAAGCUUGGUUUUGGUUUAGAUGAUUUUGAGAAUGUGGAGACGAGGAGGGCUCACUUAAGAACUAAACAUGGUUAUGAGUUUUUGGUUAAGCUGUACAAUGCGGUCGAUCGCUCCCAUUUCGGUUGCUCUAAUUGGAAAGCUCUCUGCAAUGCAUAUGGAUUUGAGGAGGGAAUGCGAAUAAGAUUUGAUAUUCGUCCCGAAGAUUAUGAUGAUGAUGAUAAUAUCGACAUCUGGGUGGAUGUGGAUAUGCCUCCAGUUUUGCCUAGAUGUAAUAGACAGAGCACAUACUACAGCUAUGACUCCAAGCUUAAUUGUGAGGAGAAAGGUUAUCUUGUCUCAUUCAUAGAAGAUGUUGAGGCCUUCAAAACCAGUCACUCUAUCAGCCCAAAUUAUACUAGAUACGUGCCACUAAUCCAUAAAUUGCUUGAUGGUAACUUCAUUGCCAAAAACUUGAGGCUCCCGAAGCAGGUUGUGCCUGACAUGCUAUUUACCGAAGGUGAUAUGCAUAUGGUUAGCUUACGACCAACUCCUUCGAAGGCUUACCAUACUGCAUACUCGAUUUCUUCAAAUGAUGGAAGGCUCAAAAUCAAAGAAUGGAGCAAAGUGAUGAAUGCGCACACGCAAAUAAUUGGAGACAAAAUGAAUGUGCGCAAGCCACAAGUUGGAGAUAGGUUUAUGUCCAUUCUCAUGGAGAAGGACCGGGUCGGGCCCACUGGUCAUAGGCACAGGGGCCUUAACGGGCAUACGGGCUGGCGGUUGCGGGCGCACCCGAGCGAGCACUCGCCUGAAGGGCGGGACGAGGCCGCCGGGGCGCCGACGGCGGGGCAAGCCGGCGCGGCCAGCCGGGGCCACGGCGGGCGGAGGCGAGGGGGGUGGCGCCGGUGCGGCCAGUGGCACGCGGGCGGCGCGGUGGCGCGGCCGCGGGGACUAGCAAAGGCGGUCCGCGAGCGGCGCUAG
This is a messenger RNA of Aegilops tauschii subsp. strangulata, 1125 nucleotides long. The record is from RefSeq and is a predicted model, not a curated record. NCBI's taxonomy places the organism in Eukaryota, Viridiplantae, Streptophyta, Magnoliopsida, Poales, Poaceae.